GUGAUGUACCAUUGAUGUUCCAACCCACCAUUAACCACCGCAGAAAAAGAAGACGAGGCUCUGUUGUAAACAUAAAAAACUAAGCAGACGAGAUGAGAUGAAGACAAUCUGAGCUACAGAAAACUGUACCUGACAAUCCUUUUGGAGAAUGACCUUUUAUUGAGAAAAUGGGAGGCAGCGGAUCCAAAGCCAAAGGAGUCUGGCCUUUUACCAGUUCCGGGGCGAGUGAAGACUCCCCUGAGGUCAGCGAACAUUCAUUAGCCCGAUUCUGUGGCUCUAAAACGGCAACCCCUUUUGUCUUCACAAGGAGGAGCUCUUUGUAUUAUGAUGAGGAUGGUGAUCUGGCUCACGAGUUCUAUGAGGAGACAGUGGUGACUAAAAAUGGACGGAAGAGGGCAAAGCUAAAGCGGAUCCAAAAGAACCUCAUACCUCAGGGAAUAGUGAAACUGGACCAUCCACGAAUCCAUGUUGAUUUCCCAGUGAUUCUUUGUGAGAUAUAAAGACACAAACUUGGGACUGCUGCACCAGUGAAACUUUGAACCUCUUCAGCUACCAUCCUCUCUAUGCCAAUGAGCAUUGGUCGCUUGUAGAGUGAACUAGGCUGCCCUCAUGUGGUUGGGAGGACACACAGCACUUAAGAGCAUCUGGUUACUAGGGACAGAUUUGCAUGUUGUAAUGUAAAAUUCAAAAGCAGAGUAAACCAGAGUUCUGUCCGACACAUUGCUGUUCUGCUAGUCAGUAGACUUACAGUAGAUUUACUACUGCCUUUUGUCAUGCACAGGUAUAUGUGUGUAGUCAGAGUGAGUGAAUGAGAAUGCAGGGAUUGUAAAUAUACCCUGCACUGUCAUUUGUUGACCAAGUGUGGGGUGUAUUUUAUCAUUUUAUUGUAUAUAAGUGCUAUAUAAUGUGGGAAUCUUUUUGCUAUUGUAUCGUAUCUGCACUAGCUAUUAUUUGAUGUACAAUAAGUUAUAAAAGUUGACAUACACAAAUAAAAUGUUUUCUCAUGCAGACUGGUUGCAAUUGUGAAGAUGCACCAGAUGUGUCAUAAAAACCAAUUAACUGUG
This is a messenger RNA of Trichomycterus rosablanca, 1064 nucleotides long. It is a transcript of the gene tusc2a, whose product is annotated as tumor suppressor 2, mitochondrial calcium regulator a. Gene Ontology annotation, cellular component: mitochondrion. The transcript is spliced from 4 exons. The record is from RefSeq and is a predicted model, not a curated record. Gene Ontology annotation, biological process: regulation of mitochondrial membrane potential; inflammatory response. NCBI's taxonomy places the organism in Eukaryota, Metazoa, Chordata, Actinopteri, Siluriformes, Trichomycteridae. The coding region runs from base 168 to 500 and encodes 110 amino acids.